Messenger RNA from Ziziphus jujuba (common jujube), 673 nucleotides. Its product is annotated as homeobox-leucine zipper protein HDG5-like. NCBI's taxonomy places the organism in Eukaryota, Viridiplantae, Streptophyta, Magnoliopsida, Rosales, Rhamnaceae. The record is from RefSeq and is a predicted model, not a curated record. Gene Ontology annotation, molecular function: DNA-binding transcription factor activity, RNA polymerase II-specific; DNA binding. Bases 90 to 395 code for a protein of 101 amino acids. Gene Ontology annotation, biological process: regulation of DNA-templated transcription. The transcript has 4 exons.
UAGCCAUUCCCAACGGCUAGUUUGAUGACAACGGUCAAAUUUUAACUCUAUUACAUAAUAGACAACUGUAGCUCUUUCUCCAAAAAUAUAUGGAUGGGUCGGAGGUUUUUUUUGCUGUGGAGAUUUUCCUUCCUGUUAUGUUAAUUUUUCCUUCUCUUCCUUCCAUCAUUACUAAAAAACCAGAAGGAAAAGAAAUCGGGCGAGGAAAGGAGGAGAUGGAGAAGGGGGUCUUUGAAGAUGACAAGGAAAGACUGAAACUCAGCCGAAAAUUGGGUCUCAAACCACCGCAUAUCAAGUUCUGGUUCCAAAACCGGCGAAACCAGAUGAGGAAAUUCGCCCCCUUCGUUUUUCACUGUUUCAUGGCUGGAUAUGCUUUUUGUACAGUUGUACCAUAGUUUCAUCGAUGACUUUGAGUCAAAAAACAACCUUCUGAAGCUUGCCUACUGUGCUGUUAUAGUUUCUCAACAGUAUUAGAGAAAGCAGUCAUUAGUUAUCUUGAAUGGGGUUGAGGAGCUUAGGCACGACAAGAGAGAGAAUUCGACAGCAUGCUGUAUAUUGAUCCAUCUGCAUAUGCUAGAUAUUUUUUAUUCAGUUAUGUGGAACUUAAUUUGAUUGUGUUGUAACACUAGGAUAAUUGUUAAUAAUAAAAGAUGAUAUAGAUUUGUUGGUGUUA